UUAAGUGGAAUGUCAUUAGAAACAAAAAAAACUAUAUCACCUAAAAUCUUGCAAGAAACUGAAGAUCCUUUGGAACUCUUUAAAAGAACACAAAAAGAUGCUAAAAAAAGUAGAGCAGUUGCACGUGCUGAUAUUUUUAAACAAUCUACUCCAAAA
Dentiscutata erythropus is the source of this 156-nucleotide messenger RNA. Lineage: Eukaryota; Fungi; Glomeromycota; Glomeromycetes; Diversisporales; Gigasporaceae. The record is from the annotation of a GenBank genome assembly.